AUGAGUAAUAUAACGGAAAACGGUGUUGAUUUUCCAGCUCCUUCGACUGAGUUAACAAACUUACAACUAGAUCCAUCUCUCCUUUCUUUAAUUGAAAAUCUUAAUAGCUUAAAGCUAUCUGAAAUACAAGUCCUUAAAGGUAAAGUUGAAACGGAGUUGAGUAAAAAUCUAGAAUUACUUUCUUCAGAGGGUACCGAUUUACAUUCUUCUUUAAUUACUCCUGAUGGAUACCCGCGAUCAGAUAUCGACGUGUUACAAAUAACAAUGGCGCGGAGGAAUGUCAACAUGUUAAGGAAUGAUUUACAUAAAAUUAUAGAAAGAUCUCAUGAACUAUUAAACCAACAUUUUCAGAAAAGACCUUCGCCACCACCAUCACAGCAUUCAGCUCAAACAAAUUUAAAUUUAGACUAUAAGAUACCAUUUGCCGUAUUUGAUGAAAUAGUUUCAGGUAGUCCAAUUCAACAGGCUGGCGUCCAAAAUGGUGACAAGUUAAUUCUUAUCGGAGAUAUCAACGCUGGAAAUCACAACAGAUUACAGAAUAUUCAAAGGGUCGUACUACAAAGUGAAGACCGGAGAAUUCCACUAAAAAUAUCGAGGGAAAAUGAUGGAAUAUUGGAUUUAUGGUUGGUUCCGAGUCGUAACUGGUCCGGAAGGAGUUUGCUAGGUUGCAAGGUGCAGCAAUUAUGA
Naumovozyma dairenensis CBS 421 is the source of this 687-nucleotide messenger RNA. It is a transcript of the gene NAS2, whose product is annotated as Nas2p. Gene Ontology annotation, biological process: proteasome regulatory particle assembly. The coding region runs from base 1 to 687 and encodes 228 amino acids. Gene Ontology annotation, cellular component: nucleus; cytoplasm. Gene Ontology annotation, molecular function: protein binding. The record is from RefSeq and is a predicted model, not a curated record. NCBI's taxonomy places the organism in Eukaryota, Fungi, Ascomycota, Saccharomycetes, Saccharomycetales, Saccharomycetaceae. The transcript has a single exon.